Paraglomus brasilianum is the source of this 666-nucleotide messenger RNA. NCBI's taxonomy places the organism in Eukaryota, Fungi, Glomeromycota, Glomeromycetes, Paraglomerales, Paraglomeraceae. The record is from the annotation of a GenBank genome assembly.
AUGAACCAAACGAACUUGAGAACCGAAGCCGAGUCAAUGGUGAAUGCAAAUAGCGUUUCUACCAGCGAGAGUGAAGCAGAUAAAUGUACGCCACAGUCAGAAGAUUUUGAAGAGAUCGCAGGCAUAUCUUCGCAAAGUCGUGUUUCAGAUAGUUAUUCUUUGGGAAAAGGAGAAUUAAGACGUCGCAAUACAACAACAGUUGCAACAAGAAGAACAAGUACUAGUAUUGAUACUGGCACUCCUGCUGGCCCGUCCUCAGCUUCGAAGGAUCAGCAGAAUACACUGGCAGAAAAGGGCAGUUCAAGCACAACAGAGAGCGGUACGCAUGGUAAUAGCUCAGAGUACGAAUGCAAUAUAUGCUGGCCUUGCUUGCAUCAGUGGUUAGAGCAACAGUCACAGAAUCCUUUGUGUCCAAUAUGUAAAGCUGGAUGCGGUAAAGAUAAGGUUAUUCCUAUAUAUGGAAGAGGGAAAGAAGCCAAAGACCCAAGGUUAAACUCGACUAUUCCCAAUCGACCGGCUGGCCAGAGACCUGAACCACAAAGAGAUCCCAAUCAACCGGGAAUUCCAUUCUUCUCAGGAACAACAUUUCAUUCUGCAACAUUUGGACAUCAUUUCUCAUUUUCUGCCACUUUCAGUAUAUUUCCUACAUUAUUGGGGGCUCAGUUU